Molecule: messenger RNA, 1734 nt
Organism: Populus nigra (black poplar)
Lineage: Eukaryota; Viridiplantae; Streptophyta; Magnoliopsida; Malpighiales; Salicaceae
Product: ninja-family protein AFP2-like
Exons: 2
Coding region: 469-1533 (354 amino acids)
Biological process (GO): negative regulation of DNA-templated transcription; response to abscisic acid; signal transduction
Cellular component (GO): nucleus
Source: RefSeq, a predicted model, not a curated record
CCCCCACCCUGCCUUCUUCUUCUGUUCUUCCUUGUUGAUUUCAAUUUCUUUAAAUCCUUUGAUUCUGUUUUCCUUCUUUGUUUUUUUAACUUUAUUCAGUACUAUAUUAUUAUAAAAAAGAAAAAAAGACAGUAGCAUUUUUAGUAUUUUUUUUCCAACAUUUUUUUGUCUUGGUCUUGUUGAUGAGUGCAUGCAAGUUGGGUUUUAAUUAAUGGCAACGCAUUUGUUAGAAAACUCUGAGACUGGGAGAGAAUUCUUUAAGAAAUCAAACAAAAAAAAUUAAAAUUAAGCCUUCCUGACAAAUGGGUGCAUCUAAAUCAGAUCAAAAAACACUUCAACUUCUUCUCCUUCUUCACGUUCCGUUUCAGAGAACCCAAAAAUACUUUCCAAUCCACUAAAAAACUUAUAUUAAAGAAGAGGAAAAAAAAACACUUGUUUUUUACCCCUCUUGUUUUAUAGAGCAGCAUCAUGCGAGAAGCAAACGCGAAUAAAAAUAGAAGCAGCAGUAGUGGAAGUAGCAGAGCAAUGGAGAGUCUUUCUUUGGAAAUAAACAGGUAUCCAAGAGAUCUGGUACAAAGACUCAUUUCAAGUGAUGCACAGCAAUAUAAAACAGCAACAAGUGAAGGAGAAGAAGCAGAGGAGAUUGAGUUAAAUCUUGGGUUAUCACUUGGUGGAAGAUUUGGGGUUGAUAAGACUUCAGAGAAACUAACGAGAUCAUCGUCUAUAGCUGGUUCAAUACCAUUGUUGAGAGACCAUGAUGCUUUAAGUACACCACCUGUAUCUUAUCCUCUUCUCAUAAGGACUUCUUCUUUGCCUACUGAAACGGAGGAAGAGUGGAGGAAGAGGAAGGAAAAUCAAAGUUUAAGGAGAAUGGAAGCCAAGAGAAGGCGAAGUGAAAAGCAAAAGAAUUUGAGAGGAGAGUUGAAUUUGGAGGAAGUUAAAUUGAAUAAAGGGAACUGGGUGCCAACGUGGGCUAAUAAGCAGAGUGGUGUUGUGAAUAGGAGUAGUAAUUUGGAAGGUCAACAGCAGCAACAAGGGUCACGAGGAUCUGUGGAGUCUCUAGGAGGGAGCUCUUCUGGGUUGUCAGAAAUGGAGAGCAAGCCUGUUCAAGGAUCAAGCAGUGGUGGAGAAGCACGAAGUCCUGCGAGUAAUCAAUCCUUGCAGGAACGAAGCAGUCAAGAAGCUGUGGGUUCUUCUGGGACAAAGAAAAUUGAAAAUGCGUGCAGAGCCCCCAGAACAGAAACGGAGAAUCUAUCCAAGAAGCUUGAUUCUGCAGAAAAUAGAGGGAGGGAAAUUGGGACCAAUGCAAUGGAAGAUAUGCCUUGUGUGUUUACUAAAGGAGAUGGUCCUAAUGGGAGAAGAGUGGAUGGCAUUCUGUACAAGUAUGGUAAGGGAGAGGAAGUAAGGAUAAUGUGCGUAUGCCACGGCAGCUUUCACUCCCCCGCAGAGUUCGUGAAGCAUGCAGGUGGCAGUGAUGUUGAUCACCCUCUUAGGCAUAUAGUGGUAAACCCUUCCGGCCCGUCCUUCGAAUAAUGUAAUGCGGUGUUCAUUUCAUCCCUUAAAGAGAAGUAGGGAUGUGAAAUGGGGGGAAAAGAUGAGAGAAUUUUAGAAAAUAGCUAUAUAUUUUUAGGGUCCUUGAAACGGAAACCUAAUAUGACCAACUAUUUUUCAUCUUCUAGAAUGUUUCAAAUGGUUUUUUGAGGUUGUAAUCUGUAUGUGAUAUUUAUUUCCUUA